AUUCCGCAUUCGUUUUUCGCCCGCCACAAGACCGGCCCUCCACCCUCGCGUCCUCUUUGUCGCCCGAUUAGGGUUUCCCUCCCUCCCGCAUGGCCGCUUCUUGCUCCAAGCCGUGGAUUUCUCCACGCGCUGUCGCGAGAUUUUCUGAUUCCAAGAAGUUUCCGCGCGUCCUUCCUGUUCGCUACGUCUCCAAGUGCCACGAUCUUGAACGCAGGCGAGUUCUCUCUGUUCGCUGUAGCCGCUUCGACGGGGACGCCGGGAAUGGCUUCUCCGACGCGUACCCCGACAGGGAGAACCAGCAAUUCGUGGGCUGGUUUCGCCAGGCGUGGCCGUAUAUAAGGGGCCACAGGGGAAGCACUUUCGUCGUCGUCAUCUCGGGGGAGAUCGUGGCUAGCCCGUACUUGGAUAGCAUUCUCCAGGAUAUUUCACUCCUCCAUGGUCUGGGGAUCAAAUUUGUCCUUGUUCCUGGGACCCAUGUCCAAAUUGAUAAGCUCUUGGCAGAGAGAGGAAGCAAGGGCAAGUAUGUUGGCCGGUACCGAAUCACGGAUUCUGAUUCGCUAGAGGCAGCAAUGGAGGCUGCUGGGAGGAUUCGUCUUACAAUAGAGGCAAAGCUUUCUCCAGGGCCCCCUAUAUUGAAUCUUCGCCGGCAUGGUGAUAAUAGUCGUUGGCAUGAACUUGGUGUUUGCGUUGCAAGUGGCAAUUUCCUUGCAGCUAAGAGAAGGGGUGUUGCUGAAGGUAUUGAUUUUGGAGCAACUGGUGAAGUUAAAAAAAUAAAUGUUUCCAUGAUACGAGAAAGGCUUGACAGAGAUUGCAUAGUUAUAGUAAGCAAUUUGGGUUAUUCCAGCUCAGGAGAAGUUUUAAAUUGCAACACUUACGAAGUCGCUACUGCUUGUGCCUUGGCUAUUGAGGCAGACAAAUUGAUUUGCAUUGUAGAUGGUCAGAUUCUUGAUGAACAUGGACGACUUGUUCGUUUCAUGACUCUCCAAGAUGCAGAUUUGUUGAUCAGAAAGAGAGCUAAGCAGAGCGAGAUAGCUGCAAACUAUGUCAAAGCUGUAGGCAAAGAAGAUACUAAUUGUCCAGGUUCUGCUGAUGCAUAUAGAAGUAACAGUACUUCUUGGAACGGGAAAGGCUUCAGUGAAAAGUAUAAUGCAACAUUUCAGAAUGGUCUUGGAUUUGACAAUGGCAACGGUCUAUGGUCGGGUGAGCAGGGAUUUGCUAUUGGCGGUGAAGAACGGUUGAGCAGAUUAAAUGGUUACCUUUCAGAGUUGGCUGCUGCAGCAUUUGUUUGCAGGGGUGGAGUUCAAAGAGUCCAUUUAGUAGAUGGUACUCUUGGUGGGGCCUUGCUUUUGGAAUUAUUUACAAGAGAUGGAGUAGGGACUAUGGUGGCUAGUGAUUUAUAUGAGGGAACUCGGAAUGCUACAGUGGUAGAUCUUCCUGGUAUAAGGCAGCUAAUUCAACCUAUGGAAGAAGCUGGUGCAUUGAUUCGAAGAACUGAUGAAGAGCUUAUCAAAUCAUUGGAUUCAUUUAUCAUUGUGGAAAGAGAUGGUUCAAUUAUCGCCUGUGCAGCACUUUUCCCUUUCUUUGAGGAUAAAUGUGGUGAGGUUGCUGCUAUUGCUGUCUCCCCAGAAUGCCGCGGGCAUGGACAAGGAGACAAAUUGCUUGAUUAUAUUGAGAAGAAGGCAUCAUCCAUUGGACUAGAGAGACUUUUUCUGCUUACAACACGUGCUGCAGAUUGGUUUGUGAGACGUGGCUUCUUGGAAUGUUCUAUUGAAUCCAUUCCGGAGGAGAGGAGGAAAAAAAUCAAUAUCUCACGUGGCUCAAAAUAUUAUAUGAAAAAGUUACAUCCAGAGCUAGGUGGAAUCACUGUCAGCAGCGCUGCCUUCAGAUAUUAGUGAACGGUGUAUAUCUUCAGCAGCGCUUCCUUCAGAUAUUAGCGAACAGUGUAUAUCUUCCUGCUGAUUCACCUUUACAUGGUGCAUCUUAGCCAUUUGUGACUAGGGCAUUCUUUAGUGGGUAGCUAAAUGCAUCCGGCGGAUGGUUGAACAAGCAAGCACAGAAGAUAGGAAGAGAUUUGCGGGAGAUGUACUCUUUCCAAUCGAUGAGAUGUAGAAUCUCUUUUUCUAAGAUACCUGUUGGCAUCUGUACUGAGCAGGAAUUAGGACCUCAUUUCUACUAUUUUAGAAAAAAGAAUAUGUGAGAGAAUUUUGUGGUUGAAGUAAAUUAUUUGAUUAUUCGAUCAACUAACGUAUAUGCAUGUUUUGUCAAAAUGGCCGUUGAAGGUGCGUGGUUUUGCUUUUGCAUUUGCAUACUCCGCCUGUGCUUAAUUUGGAUGCCACUUAGUACUGAUCGAAUGGUUAAUGCCAAGUUACAAGGUCA
This is a messenger RNA of Phoenix dactylifera (date palm), 2376 nucleotides long. Its product is annotated as putative amino-acid acetyltransferase NAGS1, chloroplastic. Gene Ontology annotation, molecular function: L-glutamate N-acetyltransferase activity, acting on acetyl-CoA as donor. The record is from RefSeq and is a predicted model, not a curated record. Lineage: Eukaryota; Viridiplantae; Streptophyta; Magnoliopsida; Arecales; Arecaceae. Gene Ontology annotation, biological process: L-arginine biosynthetic process. Gene Ontology annotation, cellular component: cytoplasm.